This is a messenger RNA of Coccidioides immitis RS, 1378 nucleotides long. RefSeq lists its product as uncharacterized. NCBI's taxonomy places the organism in Eukaryota, Fungi, Ascomycota, Eurotiomycetes, Onygenales, Onygenaceae. The transcript has a single exon. The record is from RefSeq and is a predicted model, not a curated record. Gene Ontology annotation, molecular function: protein binding. Gene Ontology annotation, cellular component: cytoplasm. Bases 419 to 1378 code for a protein of 319 amino acids.
CAUGACAAGGAUCGGUGAAGUUGUGAAUUGUUGUCAAUGCAGAAGCAAUAUCACCUGCCCGUGAGAGGAGGAAAGGAAAGGAAAGGGAUUGGGAUGCUGUGGACAUGUUUAACAUGCUUGGACCGGAGUGUUCCAUGAUAACAGAAGACAUGCAGGCAUGUAUGCAGCUGUCUACAUGCAUGAGUGUUUCUAGCAAUACUUGUUUUGUUAUGUAUCUUGGGAGGUCGCGUUGCCUAUCAGAUUGCACAGCAACAACACAAAUAAUAGGCCCAAAAGGGGAAAUGUGAGCAUUUUCGCUUAACAUCCCGCUUUCUUCUCUGGCACAAACACACACUACCCACCCUUACUUAUCUAUGACAUCGUCUGUUUGUUUGGCUUGAUAUCUGUUUUGUAUUAGUUGCGGAGGCUGUUUGUCGCCAUGGCGGCAGAAAAUGUGCCUCCAAUUGAGCUCCUGAACAUGCCCAAUGAGUUGUUGUACCAGAUCGCCGAGAACGUUGAGAGAGACUGUGACCUCAACUCAUUCCUGCAAACUUGCCGAGAACUCCAUGAACUCCUGAACCCGCAGCUGUACCGUCGUCACGCGAAAUCCAGCAACCACCCCGCCAUCUGGUGGGCUUUGGACAAGGGAAACGUCGAAACUGUAAAGCUCGCGCUCGACUAUGGCAGCAACGUGGACUAUGUUCGCCAGGUCAGCAUGUUCAUCAAGGAAAUUCUCUGUCAGGGAGGGAUCUUCCCCCGGGACAUGGAAUAUGCGCGGAGGAAUCUGGAAAGGCGCGGUCGGACCAUGGAAAUUAUCGGGUUGAUAUUUGAACACUGCGUGCGCGCCGAUGCCUAUGCGAACAAACAUAGACACACCACCAUCGAGAGCGCCGUGAUGGGUAACGACACUGACUCGGCUAAGGUUCUCCUCGAGAACGGUGAACGCAUUCCUGCGGUGGGGAGCGUCUAUGGGAACUUGGCGCAUACCCUGAUCCAGUGGCCGGGAGAACGCGUCAACCUCUCCAUGCUCGACCUGCUCUUCAAACAUGGCCUCCAUGCAAACGUGAAAAACGCCAGCGGAAUGACGGCUCUCCACAUGCUAGUUGAACAGCGCACCAAACAGGGCUUGGAGGACGUAGCGCGGAUGUUGCUUCGUUACGGCAUGGACAUCGACGCCAGAGCCAACAACGGAAAGACCGCUUUGGAAGUUUCUGUUGAAGGCGGCUCAGACACCAUCGGUGAACAUCGUCCGUACUAUUACAACGAGAAAGUCGUCAGGUUGCUGUUGGAAAACGGGGCAGACACCUCCAGAAUCGCAUCGCCGGAGUCUGGACCGCUUCGCGACUUGGUCGAUAAAAUUUUCAAGGAAACUGGUCGAACCUUCGAGUUCCGCACUUGA